Messenger RNA from Cucurbita maxima (winter squash), 1550 nucleotides. RefSeq names its product solute carrier family 25 member 44-like. Gene Ontology annotation, biological process: transmembrane transport. The transcript has 6 exons. Lineage: Eukaryota; Viridiplantae; Streptophyta; Magnoliopsida; Cucurbitales; Cucurbitaceae. Bases 380 to 1345 code for a protein of 321 amino acids. The record is from RefSeq and is a predicted model, not a curated record.
CGCCUUUGGUCACCGCCAACGGGGGGCGGGCGCUGUCUCUUUGACCAGCAAAGAGGAACAGAACAAAUAUCGAAUAGCUGAAACAAAAACUAAAACACCCCUUUCCCACCAAAUUGUUGUCUCUCUAAGCAAUCAAUUUCAAAGAAAACAAGGAAUUCACUGCGAAACCUGAAGAACUCACCUACCCACUUCCGUUUUCACAUCGUUUUUUCGCUGUUCUUGCUGUUGCUCUACACGAUUCGCCUCGUCGGAACGGCACCCAUCGUUCUCGGCGAUAUCAUUUGGUUCACCGACUUCUUAGAUUUAUCAAUGCGUUCCUGAGUUCUGUAUCUUGAUUUGCUUUGCCCUCCUUGUUUGUUCGAUUCAGAUUAGGGAGGCCAUGGAUGCGAAUAGUUCGCGAUUUCAGUCGUUUGGUCAGACUGAGAUUAACUGGGACAAGCUUGAUAAAGCAAAAUUUUAUGGCAUCGGAGCUGGGCUCUUUACUGGGAUUACAGUUGCACUGUACCCUGUUUCCGUUGUAAAAACAAGGAUGCAGGUUGCUGUAAAGGAUUCUGCAGAGAAAAACGCGGUGUCUGUCGUUAAAGGCUUACUUAAGAGUGAUGGGGUUCCUGGUCUUUACAGAGGGUUUGGCACAGUAAUCACUGGUGCAAUUCCUGCAAGGAUUAUCUUUCUUACCGCUUUGGAGACGACCAAAGUGGGAGCCUUUAAAAUGGUUGAGCCAUUUAAAUUUUCUGAACCCUCACAGGCUGCUAUAGCAAAUGGGUUAGCUGGAAUGACUGCAUCUCUUUUCUCUCAAGCUGUUUUCGUUCCAAUUGAUGUGAUUAGUCAAAAGCUAAUGGUUCAAGGAUACUCGGGCAACACAAGAUAUAACGGGGGCUUAGAUGUUGCUCGUAAAUUGGUAAAGUCCGAUGGGAUCCGGGGAUUGUAUAAAGGUUUUGGGUUAUCUGUUAUAACCUACUCUCCAUCUAGUGCUGUAUGGUGGGCAAGUUAUGGUGCAAGUCAACGCAUCAUCUGGAGGUUCUUAGGCCAAAACUCAGCUUCGGAGAGCUUUGCUCCUAGCCAUUCCCAACUUAUUUCAGUGCAAGCUGGGGGUGGAAUAAUUGCAGGAGCAACAGCUUCCUUCAUUACAACACCAUUGGACACCAUAAAGACUCGCUUACAGGUGAUGGGCGAUAAAGGGAAGACAGCAAGACAAAUUGUUGAAAGCUUAAUCGCUGAGGAUGGAUGGAAAGGUUUCUACAGGGGGCUGGGUCCUCGGUUCUUCAGCAUGUCAGCCUGGGGAACCUCCAUGAUAUUGGCUUACGAGUACUUGAAGCGCCUGUGUGCAAAUGAUGAACAGAGUUGAGCCCGUCAAAGAUGUUUAGAGGCAAGGCGAGGCAAGGCGGCCAACAUUUUUUACCCCUCACAACAAGGCCAGGCUGAAUUGCAGAGGGGAAUGAAUAGCUCCUAAUUUUUUUAGACAUAUGUUUUGUCUUAUUAUUUCAUCACAAUAAACUCUGCUCAAAUACACAAUGUAAGCUUAGUAUUCUCGCAUUUGUAUUUUGACUAAC